CCCCACAGUUCUUUUUCCCAUAAAACAAUAAAAAGAGUUAUUGUUUAUUAUUUUCCUUCCCUUUCCUUCUCGAACCCGCGAAUACACCCUUUUCCCGUCUUCCUCCUACCAUUUACUCCACCUCCGGAACCUUCUAGAAACAACAAAAGCGAAAUCCUCUCCUUCUCUCCCCCACCCCCCUCCCCUCGCCUUCUCCUCCCUCCCUCUCCCUCUCCCUCUCCCUCUUUCUGAGCUGCUGCUUCCGGUACUGCCUGCUGCAACAAGAUCGAUCGAGUUGGCUGUCGUGUCCAAUCCAACUUUUCUGUUUGGUUGGUGGGAAAAUCCCUACUCUCUGUUCAUCCCAAACCUUUAAAUCCACGCUUUCAAGUUGCUAUUAGAGCUCAGAUCUGAGAAGCCGAAGGCCAACAAACCAUGUCCUCGUUGCCGGCCGAGCAGAACGGCGACUCGGCGCCUGCUGGAAGCGGUGGCGGCGGAGGAGAUUCGCAGAGAUCGCUUCCGACGCCGUUUUUGACCAAAACGUAUCAGCUGGUUGACGAUCCAUCCGUCGAUGAUUUAAUAUCGUGGAGCGAGGAUGGAUCGGCGUUCAUCGUCUGGCGACCUGCCGAAUUCGCCAGAGAUUUGCUUCCCAAGUACUUCAAACACAACAAUUUCUCCAGCUUCGUUCGCCAGCUCAACACUUACGGAUUCCGGAAAGUCGUGCCGGAUCGAUGGGAGUUCGCGAACGAUUUCUUCAAGAAAGGCGAGAAAGGACUUCUCCGGGAGAUUCAGCGCCGGAAAAUCUCUCCAUCCGUGUCGGCGGCAGCUACGGUUGUUCCGCCAGCGAUGGCGGCGAUAUCCGCGUUGGCUCCCCGGGUGUCUCCGUCUAACUCCGGCGACGAGCAAGUGAUCUCGUCCAAUUCGUCUCCGGUGGCGGCUCCGGCAAUGUUGGCUUGCCGAAUCAGGAGCUCCACCUCCACGUCGGACGUUCUUGAAGAAAACGAGAGGUUGAGGAAAGAGAACAUGCAGCUGAGUCACGAGUUGACUCAGCUCCGCGGGUUAUGUAAUAACAUAUUGGCGUUGAUGACGAACUACGCGUCUGGUCAGUUAGACAGCGGUGGCGGUGGCGGAGGAGGAGGAGGAGGAGGAGGAGGAGGAGUGGAUGACGGUAGGACUCUAGAGCUGUCGCCGGUGAAAGAGGCUGAGCCGGCUGCAGAAGACGCCGGUUGCAACGGAGCAAACGCGGAGGCUUCCGGGGCGGAAGAGGAGGAGGAGGAGGAAGAAGAGGAGGAGAUGAGGCCGAGGUUGUUCGGGGUUUCGAUCGGGGUGAAGCGCGUGAGGAGAGACGAAGACGAAGAGGAACAACAUCGGGAAGGCUCCGAGGGGGCGAAGCAAGAGCCGUCGGAUGGGAGCUUGAAGCGCGAUUGUGACGCCACGUGGCUGGAGCUCGGAAAGUGAUUGAAAAUGAUCAGAUGACGUAGGCGAUUGUUGUUUAUGGAAGCCGAUAAUGGAAGCGUGGACAGCAACGCACGGGGAGGAAUGUGCGCACGUGCGAGAUAAUAACUGGGAUGGCGCCACGUGGAUGGAAAAGAUAAGAACCGAAACCCGGGACGGUGUCCUAUGGGCGCGAAUGAGAUAGUACCAUAUGAAGCGCGCCAGAGGACGGAAAGAAGACGGUCCCAAAUGCUGAGGUUUUUAUAGGUGGUGCCCCGUACAUAUUUAUUUUUUUAACUUUUUGUACUCUUUUUCCAAUUUACUACCGUUGUAUGAAAUGAAUUGAAAAUGAUUGAGAAACAAAAAUUAACAGGAGUGCUUUUGAGGUAAAAAGAAUGUGUGGAUAAAGUCGCUCUUCUUUGUUUAGCUUAGUAUUAGUUAAUUAGUAUGUUUACAAUUAUAUGAUUAAAUGCAGAAGCGUUCUUGUGUUAGUUU
Malus domestica (apple) is the source of this 1905-nucleotide messenger RNA. Its product is annotated as heat stress transcription factor B-2b. Lineage: Eukaryota; Viridiplantae; Streptophyta; Magnoliopsida; Rosales; Rosaceae. The record is from RefSeq and is a predicted model, not a curated record. Gene Ontology annotation, molecular function: DNA-binding transcription factor activity; RNA polymerase II cis-regulatory region sequence-specific DNA binding. Gene Ontology annotation, biological process: regulation of transcription by RNA polymerase II. Gene Ontology annotation, cellular component: nucleus.